GUUUUCGAGGUAAAAAUUGGAGCAAUAUUUCUAUUGGUGGGCGGAAUGGUCGUGAAAGGGACAAUCGGGCUGACUCUGCCAAGGAGCCACCUCAAAGCGUAUCGGGUUACUUUGAGUGACAGCGUAACCAUGGCGAAUAAUUCAACUAAGGCUAUUGUCUUAUCCUCACCAUCUCCGGGUCAGAUAACCGACCAAUCAGAGUUCAUAUAAUCGCUUGUCUUGCCAGCUUAGAAUAAUAUUAUUAAAACGAGCCAGCGAGUCUGGUCUCCGCGAGUAGUUUAAGCUGAAACGACACAGAAAAGGUGGAGGAGGACGGCGGGAGCUGAAAUUUUCUCUCUUUCUCUACAACUUUAUGAGGAAUUGCCGCCUGGGGUUUCGCGCUGCUGAAGACUCGAGCUGACUCUGAGCUGGAUAUCGCCAAAACUCCGAGCUCUUCUAAGUUUCAUGCUGCUCUUGUGGGACCUUCUUGACACUCGUGGACUUACAUGCGUCUUGGUUUAAUGAGAUAUUGAGAGGAGAGACGUGGAAGUGAGGCACAGUCUAAACUGUCUUGGUUUACGUCGUCGCCAUGUCCAUGCUUCCAACGUUUGGUUUUACGCAGGAGCAAGUGGCGUGUGUCUGCGAGGUCCUCCAACAGGGGGGGAACAUUGAGCGGCUGGGGCGCUUCCUCUGGUCCCUCCCGGCGUGCGAACACCUCCACAAGAACGAGAGCGUCCUCAAAGCGAAAGCUGUGGUCGCUUUUCAUCGGGGCAACUUCCGAGAGCUCUACAAGAUCCUGGAGAGCCACCAGUUCUCGCCGCACAACCACCCGAAGCUACAGCAGCUGUGGCUCAAGGCGCACUACAUUGAGGCGGAGAAGCUGCGGGGCCGUCCGCUCGGCGCGGUGGGGAAGUACCGCGUCCGGAGAAAGUUCCCCCUGCCCCGCUCCAUCUGGGACGGCGAGGAGACGAGCUACUGCUUCAAGGAGAAGAGCAGGAGCGUUCUUCGGGAGUGGUACACCCACAACCCGUACCCGUCCCCGCGGGAGAAGAGAGAGCUGGCCGAGGCCACGGGACUCACGACCACACAGGUCAGCAACUGGUUCAAGAACCGACGGCAGCGGGACCGAGCCGCUGAGGCGAAGGAGAGGGAAAACAACGAGAACUCCAACAACAAUCACAACCCACUAUCGUCUUCUAUGAAUGGAAAUAAAACUCUUUUGGGGAGCUCGGACGACGACAAAACCCCAUCGGGGACCCCGGAUCACACGUCUCCUAGCCCUGCUCUGCUCCUCUGCCCAAACCCCGGUUUGCCGUCUUUGCACGGCCUUGCACCCCCGCCGGGACCCAGCGCAAUCCCGGUGCCCGGCGGCGCAGACUCAGUGCACCAUCACCACUCUGUGCACCAUGACACUAUACUGAACUCCAUGUCUUCUAAUCUAGUGGACCUUGGCUCUUAAAGGAAAAGCGGGACAGAAAGGGACAAAGUCGUUUUCAUGGUGGCGCGAGCAAAUCUUCAAGCACUUGGGGUAAGGUGGAAGGCAGAUAAACUGCAAAAGCCACCAUAACAAAUCACUUAGUCUCAUAUUUAACUUUGCAAACUCUUUUUUCAACCAACGGGGGAAAAUCUCACCUCCUAAUAAUUAAAUCCUCUGGUUAGAGGAUGUUUUGGUCCAGAGCAGAAGCACUUAAGAACUUUUUUUAUGCUUAGAUCAAGUGCAGAGGGAAACUUUCGCUUUAAAAAUAUUAUUUGGAGGAAAAAAUGACAAGAUGUGAACUUUUGGAGAUGGAACAUGCAGUUUGGGAGGAAAAGGCAAGAAAAGGGAAAAUAACUUGUAUUUUAAUGGAAUGUAAUUACAUGUUAUAUUGUUUAAAACAAUAUUAAUAAUAAAGUGUCUUAAUUCUUGUUCUGAUUUUAGUUAAGUUCCGACUCAGAACCCCCUGCCUUUAUGUUUACAUUGAGAGCCAGAAGCAGUCAUUUUUUUGUUUUUGUUUACAAUUUUUGUUCAUUUUGUUUGCUUUUGAGGCUGAUGGGCUAAUUUUUUAAAUUGUCGUAUAAGAUGAAGUAUCUUAACCUCCUGAUAUUAUUAUUAUUUACAUUUGGAAAUAGACUGCAUGUAACCUUUAAUCUGCGAUGAACCAUGAAACGACUCACUUUUAGUUUCAUAUACCCUUUCCAAUAAAAGACAAAAGAUA
Molecule: messenger RNA, 2174 nt
Organism: Nothobranchius furzeri (turquoise killifish)
Lineage: Eukaryota; Metazoa; Chordata; Actinopteri; Cyprinodontiformes; Nothobranchiidae
Gene: six2a
Product: SIX homeobox 2a
Biological process (GO): regulation of transcription by RNA polymerase II
Cellular component (GO): transcription regulator complex; nucleus
Molecular function (GO): RNA polymerase II cis-regulatory region sequence-specific DNA binding; DNA-binding transcription factor activity, RNA polymerase II-specific
Source: RefSeq, a predicted model, not a curated record